UUGCGAUUGUUCCUGCGCGCUGACACGUGCUCCCUCUCCUUCCAAACAGGACCACUUGUAUGAAUUGGAGCUCAGUUUGUGCAGAAGAGUCACCAUCCAACUGCAAAGCUUCAUUCAAAGCAUCAAACCUCCAGACUGAUCAGUGUCCAAACGAGCCCGCAUCCAGCAGGAAACGUGCCAUACUGAGGCAGUAACACAACAAUGGCAGAGUGCACACUCGGUGACAACACGGCAAAGGUGAUCCAGAUUCCUCAGGCUCACAUCAAGAAGUCGAACCAAGCUUCAGACGAGCCAGCGCUGAUGGUGGUCAAAGCCAGACCUGUUGACUUGGGGCUGAUUCGCAGUUUGUCCAAGUCAGACUCCGACUUGUUGGCCUCACCUAGCGGGGAAGAGGAAGGCGGCCGAGCUGGCUGCGGUGGAUCUGUGUCUACGGAGCGUUUUCCCUCCUUUUCCUCAGAGUGGGAUGAGAUUGAGAAGAUGAUGAACUUGAUUGGAGCAGGCAUUGAAACAUCCGGAAGUGAACAGGCCGCACCGAGCUCAGAUGGGGCCUGUGGUAAAGCCCUGGACCAGCCGGUGGGCGAGUGGCUGGAGCAUGUGGGGCUGCCGCAGUACGAGAGCAAGUUUCUGCUCAACGGCUUCGAUGACCUACGAUUUAUGAUUGAGAAGAUGAUGAACUUGAUUGGAGCAGGCAUUGAAACAUCCGGAAGUGAACAGGGCCGCACCGAGCUCAGGUAA
Thalassophryne amazonica is the source of this 735-nucleotide messenger RNA. Its product is annotated as ankyrin repeat and SAM domain-containing protein 1A-like. Gene Ontology annotation, cellular component: cytosol. The transcript is spliced from 4 exons. The coding region runs from base 202 to 735 and encodes 177 amino acids. Gene Ontology annotation, molecular function: protein binding. NCBI's taxonomy places the organism in Eukaryota, Metazoa, Chordata, Actinopteri, Batrachoidiformes, Batrachoididae. The record is from RefSeq and is a predicted model, not a curated record.